AUGGAGCAAGAUAAUAUUUUAACAGCAUCCGGCAGUCGAUUCGUCACGAAUGCUUUAGACGCUGUUCGGGUUCGAUUUGUAUCUAACUGGGAAUCAAAGGCCGAUGUAGAGAGCUUUGCUCCAGAGUUCGCCCACCAGCAUUUUGGUGAAAAGGAAACCAUCUAUGGAUAUGAUGACUUACAUAUCUUUUUGGAUUACACCGAUGCAUCGAUGUUUCUAUAUCCCGAAAUAUCUUUUUCUACUACUGUAUCUGCUGUUGAAAAGGACAUGAAGGAGGACGACAUUUUGGCUAAAAUCAAAGAUCAACUUCCCAGCGAUCAGAUGAAUAUGAUGGUUGAAACAAAUGAUGCAUUUCGAGUGCUACUGUCGAAGCAAAAGAAUUUCAAACCAUUCGGGGAACUGAUUUCGAAGUUAAACAUUGAAGACAAAUGCUUCGAACUGCACAAAGUCUCAGAAAGUUCUCCUGAUUUUGACGCCUACCUAGCACGGGUACAGUCACUUGCUUUGUGGUAUAUCGAUGCUGCUCAGUAUACAGACAAUAGCGAUCCCUUAUGGUUUCAUUAUUUCUUAUUUGAGUCGCGACCUCAUGAUUCGGGAGACGGGUCUCGAGCGUAUUCUCUCGCUGGAUAUGCUUCCUUGUAUAGAUUCUAUGCAUAUCCAGACAAAGUAAGGCCACGCAUAGCACAAAUCAUGCUUCUGCCUCCCUACAGGAAAAGUGGGCUCGGUGCCAAGUUGCUAAAUGCUAUCUACAAGGAUCUGGGCUCGAUGAAGGAAGUUUUGGACGUAACGGCUGAGGAUCCUGCGGACAACUUCGUUCUCCUGCGAGAUUAUGUCGAUUGCAUUAACUGCUCAAAACUUCCCGAGUUUGCGCCGGACAAGCUCAGAAAAGGAUUUACUGAGGACAUGCGAAUUGCCGCACUGAGCAAAUUGAAAAUAACGAAGCGUCAGUCGCGUCGAGUAUAUGAAAUUUUACGGCUCAGAAGUACAAAUAUGAAGGACGCUGCUGAAGCGAAAGCAUACCGGUUGGACGUUAAACGAAGACUCGAAGCUCCCAUGAAGAGAAAUGAACGAGACUGGAAGAAGAUUCAACGCGCUCUCGACGACAAAGAGUAUGCUCAGGUAACUGUUUUCUAUGAUAUACUUUGGAACUUGAAAGAUUUCUUUUAA
Molecule: messenger RNA, 1167 nt
Organism: Haemonchus placei
Lineage: Eukaryota; Metazoa; Nematoda; Chromadorea; Rhabditida; Trichostrongylidae
Source: the annotation of a GenBank genome assembly